Cicer arietinum (chickpea) is the source of this 3698-nucleotide messenger RNA. RefSeq names its product formin-like protein 3. NCBI's taxonomy places the organism in Eukaryota, Viridiplantae, Streptophyta, Magnoliopsida, Fabales, Fabaceae. Gene Ontology annotation, molecular function: actin filament binding. Gene Ontology annotation, biological process: actin cytoskeleton organization; actin nucleation. The record is from RefSeq and is a predicted model, not a curated record.
UAACAACUUUCAAUGCAUCGUUGUUUUUCUCUCUCCUCCAAACCCUCCUCCCACCCAAACCCAGCACAUCAUACAAACUUUUGAAUCAACCAAUUUCUCAACGACACAAAAUUCUUGCACUAAAGCAUUGCAAUGCAAUUACAUAUCUAAACAAACUCCAAAAAAAUAAUUAAUUAAACUCAAACUUCUAACGUAUAAAGAUUCAACCCUUGUUUGCAUGAAUUGCUUAAUUUCUUCUCUCUCACGUAACGUUCAUAACAUAAUUAUUAUCAUAUAGUUCUUCCCCAACGUGACGUUAUAUACACAUUAACAAAUUUUUCAUCAUUGUUCUGACUCUCUCCCUAUUCAAUAUUGUAACAUUACAAAAAAAAUAAAUAUAUUGUAACAUCACAACCCAAAUUUUGAGCUUCUAAGAUCCCGUGGAACUUCCAACCUUCGUGGGAUUUUAGAAAACGUUGAAUAAUUUGUGAAGUUUUUAUUUGUAUAUACAAAUUUAUUUGGAAUUAGCAACAAGUUUUUUUUUUUUUUUGACAAUUUGGAAGGAAUUUCAAAGUUCAAUGAGAUAUGAACAGAGAAUUAAACGGUGAAUUUCGAAGCAUUAUUAAUGGAAUUGUCAAGAACCGGUUGUGCCGUUGUUUAUGCCAUCCUUCUUUGUGCUUUGGCUCAAGGGGGCUCAGAAGGGAAGGAAGAUGAUGGGGAUUUCUCAUCUUUCCUUCAUAUUCAUGGAAAACAGGCAGAAAAUGUGUGGAAACAUUGCAGGAAAGAAUUGAUAGAGAGGGACAAUGAUGAUAAAGAUUCUAACUUGCAUCCACUUGAAGGAACCAACAUUCACAAAACAACCAAAUCAUUGCCUCCAAAUAUGAAAAAAAAAGUCUUAGACUGCAUAAGAACAAGUGCUGCUACUCCCCCUGCUCCUAUUUCUGAACAAAGAGCUAAUUCAAGAUACUUGCUAACAAAACAUUCUAGAUCAACAUUGAGUUUAAAAAGUGAUCAUCUUCAUGGAACAAAUUCAAUUUCUGAGACACCACAUAAUCAUAUUUCACCAAUCUCACCAAUAUUACCAAUGUCAACAAUGUCACCAAUGUCACGGAUGUCACCAUCCCCUGAUCAUGCACUGGUAUCACCAACUCAAGUUUCAACACCAACAACUUCAUCACCAUCACCAACACCUACACCUACACCUGUUCCUAGUACUAACGUUGAUUAUUUACCACUCCCUCCAGAUAUGUUUAUGCCAUCACUACUGCAGUCGCAUCAAUCGGUCACUCCUUAUCGUAAUUUUCAACCUAUAAUGGAUGCUCCGGUUCCUUCACCUUCUUAUCACAGCAAUAACAGAAGAAAGAAAACUAUUAUUUUAGCUGCUUCUGUGUCAGGAAUCAUAGUCUUAAUAGGAUUGUCACUUUGCUAUCGUGAGGCUAAAAGCAAUAAAGUUGAAAAAAAUGACGGGUCUUUGCUCAUAUUAACCUCCAAUGAUUAUGCCGGAGGUGCACCGAAGGUUAUCCGUUUGGGAAGUACUACUAAAGAAGAAUCUGAUAUCAACAAAGGAAAGAAUCCUGCAGAUGUUAGAAAUUUGUCCAUUAAAAUUGGAGAUAACAACACCACACUAGUUGAAACAACAUUAGAAGAUAUAGGACAAGUACCAAGUACUUCUUCUGGAAUACCGGCCCCUCCACCUCCUGGUCCGCCACCACCUCUUCCUCCUCAGCCGCCUGUUCUUGCUCCUCGUCCACCUGUUCUUGCUCCUCGUCCACCACCACCUCCAAGAGCAGGUAAUCCUCCGCCUGCUCCUCCCAAACCAAUGGCUGGUAGAAACCAAAUUACACCUCUUGGACCAUUAAAACAAGGAGGUUCUAAUGAGGGUGAUGCUUCAAAGCCUAAACUAAAGCCAUUUUUCUGGGAAAAGGUUAAUGCAAAACCUGAUCAAUCAAUGGUGUGGCAUGAGAUCAAUGCCGGGUCGUUCGUGUUCGAUGAAGAAAUGAUGGAGUCAUUAUUUGGUUGUACUACCAACCAAAACAAACAUGAACGUAAAAAAGAUUCACCUUCUGUAGAUACUUCAGUACAUUAUAUUCAGAUUAUUGACCCUAAGAAAGCACAGAAUUUAUCAAUUCUUUUACGUGCUCUGAAUGUGACAACAGCAGAAGUUAUUGAUGCACUUAAAGAAGGUAAUGAAAUUCCUGUGGAGCUCAUCCAAACGUUAUUAAAAAUGGCACCAACACAAGAAGAGGAACUAAAGCUUAGGUUAUUCUCUGGAGAACUAUCUCAAUUAGGACCAGCAGAGAGGUUUCUCAAAGUAUUAGUUGACAUUCCAUUUGCUUUCAAACGUCUUGAAUCUCUCAUGUUCAUGUUUAUUCUUCGAGAAGAGGUCUCAGGCAUUAAGGAUUCAUUUGCAACAUUAGAGGUUGCAUGCAACAAGUUAAGAAAAAGCAGACUAUUCUUAAAACUACUAGAAGCAGUUCUAAAAACCGGCAACCGAAUGAACGACGGCACCUACCGCGGUGGCGCGCAAGCAUUCCGUCUCGACACACUCUUAAAACUCUCCGACGUAAAAGGAACAGAUGGAAAAACAACACUACUACACUUCGUUGUUCAAGAAAUAAUUCGUUCCGAAGGAAUAAGAGCAGUAAGAACUGAAAGAGCAAGCAGAAGCAUUUCAAGCGUAGGAACAGAAGACAAUUUAGAUUAUGGAAAUGAAGAAUCAGAAGAACACUAUCGUAGUCUUGGACUUCAAGUAGUUUCAAGUUUAAACAAUGAACUUGCAGAUGUUAAAAAAGCAGCAUUAAUUGAUGGUGAUGCAUUGACUAACGCAGUUUUGAAACUCGGUCACUCGAUGGUUAAGACUCAGGAGUUUUUGAACACUGAUUUGAAGAAUUUUAAUGAAGAAGAAGAGAGUGAUGAGUUUCAAUGUUGUUUGGAGAAGUUUAUGGAAUAUGCUAAAGGAGAAGUGACUUGGCUUGUUGAAGAAGAAAAGAGGAUAAUGGUUUUGGUUAAGAGUACUGCUGAUUAUUUUCAUGGGAAUGCAGGGAAAGAUGAAGGAUUGAAAUUGUUUUUGAUUGUGAGUGAUUUUUUGAUUAUAUUGGAUAAGGUUUGUAAAGAGGUUAAGGAGGAUACAUUGAAGAGAAUGAAAGAUUCGUGUAAGAAAGAGGCGGGGAAAACGUCUUCCACGUCUUCGCCGGAUACACGUCAUCAUCAGCAGUCAUCUACUUCGUCGUCGUCGUCGUCGCCGCCGCCACCAUUGUCAGAUCUACAUAGGCGAUUGUUUCCGGCUAUUGCAGGGCGGAGAGUUGAUUAUUCUAGCUCUGACGAUGAGGAGGAUGAAGAGGAGGAGUUUUAGUUAUGUAUGGAAGUGGUUUUGGUAUGAAAAGAAGAAGUUAUCAGCAAAUCAUGCAUUAGUAAUUGAUAAUCAAUCAAAAAUAAAUGUAAAAUUAAGAAAAUAUAAAAAUAAACUCUUUUAGUAUUGUUUAAAUUUUUUGAUUGAUUAUACACAAUCCUAAGGUCUGAAUUGUAAUUGCGGUUGCAGUUAUUUUGUGUGCUGCUAAGCAAAGUUAAGGAAAAUAGAAGCUUAGCUUGAUGUUGUGGGCUAAUUAAAAUUGCUUCUGAUUUCUGAAGUUAAUAAGGAAGUGUACUAAUGUGUAUAUUAUCAUAACCUGUCAUAUGACACUGAUCAAUGUUAGUUAUAAAAUGUACCUACUGUGGUGUUC